UGCCGCCGCCCCCGGCCCGGCCGCGCUUCCGCCCGCGUCAGCUGACUCUGCCAGGCAGCGGCCCGGCCCGGCCCCGCGGAGCCUCCGGCGCGGCCAGCCCGCAGCAUGGCAGGGGUCGUGGUGAGCGGAGCACAGGUGUCCUACAUUAGUCAGGACUGUGAAGAAAUUCCAGAAUUCCUAGGAAGGAAAUAUGGACACAUGGCAAAAAGGCUAGAUCUUAGCUUCAACUUGUUAAGGUCACUAGAAGGACUGAAAACAUUCAGUUACUUGGAAGAACUGAUCUUGGACAACAAUCUACUUGGAAAUGACCUUCUGUUACCCAGGUUACCCCACCUCCAUACCUUAACGCUCAACAAGAACCAAAUAACAGAAUUAGAAAGCCUUUUGGACCAUUUGGCUGAAGUUGUGCCCUCACUACAGUAUCUCAGUUUGCUUGGGAACAUUGCUUGCCCAAAUGAACUGGUCUGCAAAGAAAAGGAUGAAGAUGACUACCAGAGAUACAGAUAUUUUGUCCUGCACAAAUUGACAAACCUGAAAUUUCUCGAUACUCGGAAAGUAACCAGGAGGGAGAGAGAGGAAGCCUUGAUAAGAGGUGCCUUCAUGAAAGUGGUUAAGCCCAAGGAUGCGAAGGCCUCCAGUGCUGCUGCCUCUGCCUCUCCAGAGAUGCACUACACACCUCUGCCUUCUGGAUCCAGAGACCUCACCAACCACAGAGGCAUUUUGGGGAAAUGUCGCUACAUUUACUAUGGAAAACAUUCCGAAGGCAACAGAUUCAUCCGAGAUGACCAGCUAUAAAACACAGUGCUGUUUUGUGCCUCUUCAGUCCCUCCACAUAAGAAGCACAAAUCACAUCUACAUUUUAAGCAUGUAACUAAAGUCCUCUAGUGCCUUCUGCUGACUUUGCCAAGCCUGUCAAGAUCAUCCUUCUAUCUUAGUCUGAGUAGUCACAUAGAGAUUGACAUGAUUGCCUUUAAGCAGGUCCCAUCCACCAGUGUGACAGACAGCUGCAGCCGAGCACCCGGCCUGACAGGAGGAGCACGGUGAUGGAUUGCCUGGUCCGAGUGCUGCUCGCAGGAGAGCAGGGGUCACACCUGGGGCUGGACUGAGCCCGCUCCAUCCGUGGCGCCUCCGCAAAAGCACCGCGUUUAUCUCUGCCUGGCCUGUUGAGCCAAAGUGGAUGCUGAUAUCAAAGUGUUUAUAAAAGAGAGAGGCUGUAAUUUCAGAUGAAAAAGCCUUUAUCUGUUCUUAUUUUUUUCACUGUGAAUUAAGUGCUUGUGUUUCUAUCAUCUCAUACAUGCUUACACAAAUCCUUUCACAGUUUGGUAGUACACCCACCUACCCCCAAAAUGAGCCUAUUUUUUUCUUUCAGCAGGGAAAAAUAUAUAUCCUUAAAACAUUCUGGCCAGGCAAAACACUGUCAAUUUGUAUAGAUGUUUAUAUGCAAAGGAAAAGGGUUUAAGCAAUAUCCCAGACAAAUUUUUCUAUUUCUUGAAUCACAUCUCAUUGUUUACUUACCUUCAGAAAAGUGAACAUUUCUUUAUGUUGUAAAAUAAUGUCAUAGCUUAACUGUUUACACUUGGAAGAAGUCCUCGUUAGUGAUGUUGACAGUGUGUAUUAUUCCUGGUUUAUUGCACAAGCUAUUUUUAACUUUUAGGGAUGAUGUUUAGAAUUAAAUGCUUAAAUUUGGGGAAAAACGUGCUUAAAAGGAAUGAUAUAAAUCUGCCAUCAGAUGGGUGUGAUUAUUUAGAGGGGAAAAAUGUCAACAAAAGUAACUGGUGGAAUUAACAUAAUUAGCAGCUUUAGUAAUAUAUUGGAGAGAUGAGUUCUGAAUAAUCCCUUUUGAUUUCUGUGCAAGAACGGCUAUUGUCAGAUUUUCAGUCAAGAAAAUAAAAAGGCAUGGCAAAUUUCCUGCUUUUCUGAUAAAGAGGUUGGACAUAUUUAGAAUCAUUAACUUGUUACUGUGGAAAAAAAUAAAGUCCAUACUUCAUGCAUAUAUUGUGUUAAGUUCUACUUGAUACAAUGGGAUUAGCCAAGGAAUAUGCAGAAAUUCUGACCUCUUGGCUGUUCCAAACGCAUUCAUAUUGAUCCCAUUUUUUAUUGAGAGCUAUCAGUGCCUAGCUGUUCUUGGUUUGUUUGAAAUUACUUGGUGGUCUUUAUUCACUUUCCUGGUUAAAAAAAAUACCAGUCUUUAGAAACUGUCUACCUUGGGGGCUUUUAUCAGCUGGCACUACAGGUGGAAGUGAACUGAACGUGGAAGCCAGUCGUGAAAGCAGAUGUGACUGAUGAAAUAGUGAGGCACUGGCUGGGUGCCAAAGGAAAGCUUGCUGCUGCUCAGCAUUUUAGGCCUCACUCAGUAAACGGAAGCCUUUGCUCACUCUGCAAGUAUAUAAUAAAUCUUUAACAGAUACUUUAAAUCACUGAUGAACAUAGAACGAUCCAGUUCACACCACUUGUAGUUCAAAUGGAGCUCUGAGCUGUUUGAUUGGUGUCUGGAAAGCACAUUUUAGCCACUUGUCAUGCCUCUUCUACUGUCAUACGUGACUACAAAUGAAAGGUCAAUUCACAUUGCAAGUCCGAGGAGAUACCAGAUAAAUGAAAACUACAUGCCUUUUUCUUUAAUGAAAAAUAUUAAUAGGGCACUUGUCAUCUCUUUUCAUUACCAAAAUAACAGCAAUCUUAGUUUGUUCCUGUCAUGAUGCCUGUUUUGAAGCCUCCACACAUUUUGGCUAUGGCAAUGUUCUAGGCAGCAGGAUUUGUUAUAGGGUUGUUUAGAAUAACCUAAUGUCACUUUCAGUCUGUUUGCAUAUAUGUUCUUGUCCUUAUAAAAGGCUUUAACCCUGCCUCAAACAAUAAACAGCACUUGCAAACUGACCACAUGAUUUUUCCAUCUUUAUUUUGUUUGUUUACUUUUCCUAAUGUCAAAACCAUUUGUAUCAUUUUCAGGAGUGUUUUCUUCCUAGUAAGGCUUCGGAGGCAAAAAAUAUUUUUGGAAUGAAAUUUGAACAAAUUCUCUUCCACUUUGGAUUUUGUUUUCACUUGGGGGAUUAUGUACCUAGAAUUAAAUAUGGUAAAUAUAUUAAAUAUGGUAAAUAUAAGUAACUGAAAUCUGCUUGAAGGGAAUUCACACUAAACGUCUCUAAUUCUGGAAAAUCCAAAAUAAAAUCUGUGAAUAAUUAUUUUGUAUUACUAGCAUGUAUUAAGAUAUUUAAAAACAUGCAUGGAUGUGUAUUACUGUUUAUGCAAACAUCUUUUUUCUUUCUAAAUAUGCAGAGCAUUUUAUUUUCAGAUGUGUUCUGCUGCAAUUUUGGUUCAAGAGAUGGCAGAAUUUUCACACUUGGGGUUGCUAGCUAUACUUGGUUCUUUCCAAAGUGGGAACUGUACCUGAAUUUCUUAAAUGAACUAUCAUUUAGGAGGAAAUGUAAUUUUGCCUACAAAAUUAAAAAUAUUUCAAAAUAUUUAAAAGGAACCACUCUAGUCUUAGUGUUGUGUUGUAACUUCAGUCUUAAGUUCAGUCUUGAGAUGACCUUUGCCUUUUGUCAGACAUCACGUCUCCACAAAUGAAGACUAGGAGGCAAAUGUUUUUACUAGGAGAUGCCUAUAGAAGCUGUGCUUACUACAUUUGUAACUUCAUGUAUUGAAAAUGUUAAUCCCUAACCUUGAAAUUAGAAACAAGGAAAAGAUCCAAACUAGAAAUUCACUCCAAUGUCACAAAGAUAAAUGACCUUCAGUGAAAAUCCUGCUGUUAUGGGUACACAAACCUAACUUUAGAGCACAUUGGCUUUAAUUGAAUCUGUUGCAUGCAUAAAUGAUUUAUGGGAUUGCUGAAAGUAUGUCACCACUGAAGCCACUUUUUUCUCCUUUCUUAAGGCUGAGUCUCACAGUAUUUAUUCUAGUAUUUGCCUUACUCAAACUGUGAGUAUCUUUGAAGUCAAUGUGUUAGCCAUGAGAAUUAGAGUUAGUAAGUUUUGGAAGGCUGAUAGGCAACCCUUUUUAAUACAUUUGUUCUUUGAGCAGAUUAUUACUUGAUUGCUGACUGUUCAAUUCUCACAUCUUUACAGAUGAAAAAUCAGUGUGUGCUGGUGUACCAUUGCUCCCAUAUAAGACAGAAGAAAGAAACAAACCUGUCUGUGCUUUUGAAAAUGCUUUCUGUAAAAUAAAAGGUUUCAUUUGCUGCCAGU
Vidua chalybeata is the source of this 4178-nucleotide messenger RNA. It is a transcript of the gene LRMDA, whose product is annotated as leucine rich melanocyte differentiation associated. Gene Ontology annotation, molecular function: protein binding. The record is from RefSeq and is a predicted model, not a curated record. The coding region runs from base 106 to 795 and encodes 229 amino acids. Gene Ontology annotation, biological process: melanocyte differentiation. The transcript has 7 exons. Lineage: Eukaryota; Metazoa; Chordata; Aves; Passeriformes; Viduidae.